This is a messenger RNA of Apodemus sylvaticus (European woodmouse), 3016 nucleotides long. Its product is annotated as proprotein convertase subtilisin/kexin type 6-like. Lineage: Eukaryota; Metazoa; Chordata; Mammalia; Rodentia; Muridae. The transcript has a single exon. The record is from RefSeq and is a predicted model, not a curated record. Gene Ontology annotation, cellular component: membrane; cell surface. Gene Ontology annotation, biological process: peptide hormone processing. Gene Ontology annotation, molecular function: serine-type endopeptidase activity.
AUGAGUGAUCCCAUUUGGUCCAACAUGUGGUACAUGCAUUGUGCUGAUAAGAACAGUCGCUGUCGGUCAGAGAUGAACGUCCAGGCGGCGUGGAAGCGUGGCUACACGGGGAAGAACGUGGUUGUCACCAUCCUCGACGACGGCAUAGAAAGGAAUCACCCAGACCUGGCCCCCAACUACGAUUCCUAUGCGAGCUACGAUGUCAACGGAAACGACUACGACCCAUCCCCGAGAUAUGACGCCAGCAACGAGAACAAACACGGUACUCGCUGUGCGGGAGAAGUCGCUGCUUCGGCCAACAACUCCUACUGCAUCGUGGGCAUAGCAUACAAUGCAAAGAUAGGAGGCAUCCGGAUGCUGGACGGCGAUGUGACCGAUGUGGUUGAGGCCAAGUCUCUGGGCAUCAGACCCAACUACAUUGACAUUUACAGCGCCAGCUGGGGACCAGAUGACGACGGGAAGACAGUCGAUGGACCAGGCCGGCUGGCUAAACAGGCUUUCGAGUAUGGCAUUAAAAAGGGUCGACAAGGUCUGGGCUCCAUUUUUGUCUGGGCCUCUGGGAAUGGCGGGAGAGAAGGGGACCACUGCUCCUGUGAUGGCUACACCAACAGCAUCUACACCAUCUCCGUCAGCAGCACCACUGAGAACGGCCACAAACCCUGGUACCUGGAGGAAUGUGCUUCCACCUUGGCUACCACCUACAGCAGCGGGGCCUUCUAUGAACGGAAGAUCGUCACCACAGACCUGCGUCAGCGCUGCACCGACGGCCACACUGGGACGUCAGUCUCAGCCCCCAUGGUGGCUGGCAUCAUUGCCUUGGCUCUAGAAGCAAACAACCAGUUGACCUGGAGGGAUGUGCAGCACCUGCUAGUGAAGACAUCACGACCAGCUCAUCUGAAGGCGAGCGACUGGAAAGUCAACGGAGCUGGGCAUAAAGUUAGCCAUCUCUAUGGAUUUGGCUUGGUGGACGCCGAAGCUCUGGUCCUAGAGGCAAGGAAGUGGACAGCGGUGCCAUCCCAGCACACGUGCGUGGCCACCACAGACAAACGGCCCAGGAGCAUCCCCAUAGUGCAGGUGCUGCGGACCACAGCCCUGACCAAUGCCUGUGCGGACCACUCCGACCAGCGUGUGGUGUACCUGGAGCACGUGGUAGUCCGCAUCUCUAUCUCACACCCACGCCGGGGCGACCUCCAGAUCCACCUGAUUUCUCCCUCUGGAACCAAGUCUCAACUUUUGGCAAAGAGAUUACUGGAUUUUUCCAAUGAGGGGUUCACAAACUGGGAAUUCAUGACCGUCCACUGCUGGGGAGAAAAGGCCGAAGGAGAAUGGACUCUGGAAGUGCAGGACAUACCAUCGCAGGUCCGCAACCCAGAGAAACAAGGAAAGUUGAAAGAAUGGAGCCUCAUUUUCUACGGCACCGCGGAGCACCCAUACCGCACCUUCAGCUCCCAUCAGUCUCGCUCACGGAUGCUGGAGCUCUCAGUCCCGGAGCAGGAGCCGCCCAAGGCUGCUGGACCACCACCCCAGGCAGAGACUGCAGAAGACGAGGAAGAGUACACAGGUGUGUGCCAUCCUGAGUGUGGUGACAAAGGCUGCGAUGGUCCCAAUGCAGACCAGUGCUUGAACUGUGUCCACUUCAGCCUGGGGAACUCCAAGACAAACAGGAAGUGUGUGAGCGAGUGCCCCUUGGGUUACUUUGGGGACACAGCAGCAAGGCGCUGCCGUCGAUGCCAUAAGGGAUGUGAGACGUGCACGGGCAGGAGCUCAACACAGUGCCUGUCCUGUCGCCGUGGGUUCUAUCAUCACCAGGAGACUAACACGUGUGUGACCCUCUGUCCUGCCGGACUUUAUGCCGACGAAAGUCAGAGACUCUGCCUCAGGUGCCACCCGAGCUGUCAGAAGUGUGUGGAUGAACCUGAGAAGUGCACUAUGUGUAAGGAAGGAUUCAGCCUUGCUCGGGGCAGCUGCAUUCCGGACUGUGAGCCAGGUACCUACUUCGACUCUGAGCUCAUCAAAUGUGGGGAAUGCCAUCACACCUGCAAGACCUGCGUGGGGCCCAGCAGAGAAGAGUGUAUUCACUGUGCAAAAAGCUUCCACUUCCAAGACUGGAAAUGCGUGCCGGCCUGUGGUGAGGGCUUCUACCCCGAGGAGAUGCCUGGCUUACCCCACAAAGUGUGUUGAAGAUGUGAGGAAAACUGUCUAAGCUGCGAGGGCUCCAGCAGGAACUGCAGCAGAUGUAAAGCUGGCUUCACGCAGCUAGGGACCUCCUGCGUCACCAACCACACGUGCAGCAAUGCCGAUGAGACCUUCUGCGAGAUGGUGAAGUCCAAUCGGCUCUGCGAACGGAAGCUCUUCAUCCAGUUUUGCUGCCGCACCUGCCUCCUGGCUGGCUAGGGGCGCCAGCUGCCCGCAGAGGGCAGGGUCCUCCUGUCUGCCCAUUGGCCCAUCUACCUUCCUACAGAUGGUCAGCCAUAGCCUGUUCCUUGGGGUGGCCCUGCAUCUGACAGCUAUAUCUCCCUCAGAGCUGGGUCCUACUGCAGCAUCUCCGAGCACCUGAACGAGGUGGAGGUGGCCCUUAGGGAUAUGUGGCUAAAUUGACAAAAAAAACAAAAACAAAAACAAAAACAAAACCCUGAACUCUGCUUGCUGGCUGCAGUCUAAAGUUGGGCUCAAAAUAGGAACAAAAUGAAUUAUGAGACUCAUGCCUGCAACUUCGGAGUGGCUUCUGGGACCCUAGUUUACUGAAACUUCAAGACCAAAGCAGAAAAAAAGAGAUGCCUGGCCAUCACGUCAAGUCCUCCUCCCGCAUAUUUGUGUGGCCAUGACAAAUCUCACAGAGUUGGCUGGCAGGACCCUAUGCUGUCCUCACCUAUGAUAAAGGGCCUCGCUCCCUCCCCAUGCAUCACACAGCCUGAGGGACAAUUGAUCAGACUGUAAAUAAAAUAGGUUUCAGGGCAUAAGAUGUAUGACCACUGGGGAUAGAAUCUACGUCUACGCAGUCAGCUCCUUCCAAAAU